This is a messenger RNA of Lottia gigantea (owl limpet), 855 nucleotides long. RefSeq lists its product as hypothetical. NCBI's taxonomy places the organism in Eukaryota, Metazoa, Mollusca, Gastropoda, Lottiidae. The record is from RefSeq and is a predicted model, not a curated record. The coding region runs from base 1 to 855 and encodes 284 amino acids. The transcript has a single exon.
AUGUCUGCCUUCCGUAAAAGACGUUGUCUUGAUUCCGCUGAUACUUCAGCUUCUAGUUCAAAGAAGGGACGUUUUAAUCGUCGUACCAUGCCACCAUCUGGUUCUAAUCGAUUUGUCAAGCGGCGGUCAGCCAAGAAGUAUGGUAAAAGUUCUAAUUUUUUACAGAAGAUCUAUGAUCAAGUUGUUCAUAGUGAACAUAAAGGUUCUCAUGAAUUUAAGACUGAUGCUAAAGGAUUGUAUACCUCAAAUUUGUGCUGGUCUUCUCCUACAUUUCUUCGGAAUGAGACACAUAUAGCUGUUCAGGUUAAACAGUACUUGAAUCUUUUUGAUGAAGUCAAGAUUAGGCAUGUUACAUUGAUUUAUUGGUUGCGGAAUAAUGGUACCUCUUCUCUUACUUAUCAGCAACCAACAAUUACUAGAACUUAUGAUCCUGAUUGUCAAGGCAGAACUAUGACUGUUGAUAAUCAGAAUGCAUGUCCUAACACCAGAGAACAUCUUAUUCAUUAUGGACAAAAGUACUCUAUGAAGAUGUAUCCAAAAUUUCAGCCCAGAUUAUCUAAUGCUAGAACAGUCGGUAAUAUUGGUGGAAAACCUAUUUCUCCUUGGAUAGAUUCUGCUUACUUUACCUAUGGCGCUCUUCCUCCUUCAUCUAUGAAUGGUAUUAUAUACAGCAUUCAAGGAUCGCCUAAUACAUUCCUUGAAGGAUUUUAUUCUAUCGGUUUAUCCUGGAGGGGUUGUAGAGAUGGUCAGAUUUACGAAUCUGCAUCAACUUCAGCUGGACCUGAUGAUUUCGAUUGUUUGCAAAAUGAUCUAACUGGAAUGUCUGAACAAAUGCAUGAUUUUGGAAUGGUUUAG